UGAUUUUUCUAGGUAUAAGGUAAAUAUCCUGAAACCUCGAGAUGAAAAUCUCAAUAGUUUUUAGCUUAAUCUACGUCAUCGUCUCAUCCUGGUGUCAAAAUGAAACAGUGUUUCACUGCUCUCCCAAGCCUGGUUGCCAGAUUGCACAAUGUGAUCCGGUUGCUGUAGGAUGGGACAGGCCAGGCUUCAACAUUGAUGAACAUCUGCAUGACAAAGAGUUUCCUAUUACGUGCAAAUCUAAGAAUGCGGAACAACCUCAGAAUGCUUUUAGCCUGUUUCCCUUCGUAUCCAGGAAUACUAUGGAUAUUGGAAGUAUCAAAUCAGAAUUGAAAGAGCUGGAAGGAAACUCCAACAAAAACGCAGAAAAUAUUGAUGCAUUGAAGCGGAAUUAUUCCGACAUCAGUAACAUCAAAUCAGAAUUCAAAGAGUUGGAGGAAAACGUUGAUGAAAAAAUGAAAAGCAUUCAUAGCUUUGAGAAAGAAAUUUCAAUAAUUCGUGAAAUACAGAAUGAAAAUGCGGAGCAAUUUGCUGAAAUAGCUGACCUAAAACAGAGCCGUGAAGAACAAUCAGCUGAAAUCAGGGAAUUGAAGAAAGAUUUAGUCCGACUUGAAACGAUGAACAGCGAGCUACUGAAAGAAUUGAACGAACAAAAGCAAACAAACAAUGAGAUGAAGAAAUCAAUGGAGCGGAUUGAAGAAAAACUCUCUGCAACGGAGAAGCCUCGACAGGUUCAAUCUGGAAACCAACAGAGACCGACGACAACAACCAAAACAACAUUGAAACCGACUCCUUCCCCAGAAAUUCGUGAGAUACAGAAUGAAAAUACAGAGCAAUCUGCCGAAAUUACUGACCUGAAGCAGAGCCGUGCAGAAUUGAAAAAAGAUUUGGUCCGACUUGAAACAAUAAACGACAAGCUACUGACAGAAUUGUACGAACAAAAGCAAGGAAACAAUGAGAUGAAGGAAGCAAUAGGACGGCUUAAGGAAAAACUCUCUGCAAUGGAGAAGACUCAACAGGUUCAAUCUGGAAACCAACAGAUACCGACGACAACAACCAAAACAACAUUGAAACCGACUCCUUCCCCAGAAAUUCGUGAGAUACAGAAUGAAAAUACAGAGCAAUCUGCCGAAAUUACUGACCUGAAGCAGAGCCGUGCAGAAUUGAAAAAAGAUUUGGUCCGACUUGAAACAAUAAACGACAAGCUACUGACAGAAUUGUACGAACAAAAGCAAGGAAACAAUGAGAUGAAGGAAGCAAUAGGACGGCUUAAGGAAAAACUCUCUGCAAUGGAGAAGACUCAACAGGUUCAAUCUGGAAACCAACAGAUACCGACGACAACAACCAAAACAACAUUGAAACCGACUCCUUCCCCAGAGAACUGCAAAUUAAAGAUUGAAAAUAUGUGUUAUUUUGCUGUGAUACACGAUCCAUGGGAUGUCGACUACGACACAGCAAUUGAUAUUUGUAAGAAACGUAACGCUGAUGUUGGUUUUAUUCGAGAUGAAGAAUCUUACAAUGCGAUUAUGAAUUACUUGGUCAAGAAUACUCCCAUGGGAUUUCGAGGGAUCAUUAUAUGGACAAGAAUCCGCUUUGAUCCAAUGACCCGUGACGUUACUCCUGCAGAUUCAUUCAUUAAAUGGUCAAGUCCAUUUGACUCUUUUCCACGGAUUGGAAUCAAAAAUAAAGAUCGCACAAAUGUUUAUCUCCAUGUUGAUUCGAAACUGAUAUGGCACUCAAUGGGUAAUGCUUCUCCUACCUUGAAGCUAAACGGAGUUAUUUGUGAGAUCCAGAUCUAAAGAAACGUCUGCCUGGUUGUAUAUUGUUCCUCUUGAUCCUAUAUUUUAAACCAUUAAUUCCUAAUUUGAAAUUGCUGUCGAAAAUUUAUUGAGAGUUUGAUUAUCAGGAUGUUUUGUUUUGCAGAUCUAACUACUUUGCAUUCUAAUGGUAUAGAUGUGAAAUUCAGAGAUUCAAUGUUUAAUUCGGGUAAUUUUAGAAAUUCUGAAACAAAAAUAUUAUGUACUUGACU
Molecule: messenger RNA, 2026 nt
Organism: Styela clava
Lineage: Eukaryota; Metazoa; Chordata; Ascidiacea; Stolidobranchia; Styelidae
Source: RefSeq, a predicted model, not a curated record